Molecule: messenger RNA, 2093 nt
Organism: Protobothrops mucrosquamatus (brown spotted pit viper)
Lineage: Eukaryota; Metazoa; Chordata; Lepidosauria; Squamata; Viperidae
Gene: ANGEL1
Product: angel homolog 1
Exons: 10
Coding region: 4-2034 (676 amino acids)
Molecular function (GO): 3'-5'-RNA exonuclease activity
Source: RefSeq, a predicted model, not a curated record
GGGAUGAUCGGGACGAUCCUCUGUUACGUCCUGCUGCCCCUGUCGCGGCUCCUGCAGGCUUUCCAAGAUGCUUUCUUUAACUGUCGAAAGAACGCGCUUCUGCCAAAGAGCACAUCUAUAGACGGCCUUUCUGGUCCAAUUGGUGGGAAGCCAAGCUUGGAGGAGAAGCAAGCCCUGCUGCAGCAGUGGCUGGAGAAGGGGGCUGGGGGAGGUUGCACUAAUGAGAGGGCUUCAGAACUGGACGAAGUAUCAGCCAUUUCGGCUGUGGAGUGGCAAGAAGGCCCAGAGCUACUGAUGACAAGCUUAAGCAACUUGAUUGUCUCACCACAGUCUAAUGACCAAAAGGAGGAAGAAGAACAGCAGCAGCUGCUGCUGCAAGGGGUCUCCACUGAGGAAUCUUCAGGGCUACAGGAAUUUGUAGAACCUACCUUGGCAAGCUCACUAACACAGGAAAAAGAAGAUGUGGAAGUCAAUGCUCCAUGGGCAGCAGUACGGACAGAGGGUGAUCUUCCAGAUGUGGAUGCUUCUUUGUCCACAGAAGUAUGGAUUGAAGAUCCUGCUGUGCUAGCCUGGAGUCCUGCUCAGGAGAAUGAUGUGAUAUCAGCUGAGGCAGUAAUGUGGCCUUUUGCAGAUGCAGGUCAAUUUCAGCCACUCCCCCUAGAGAUACCUUAUCAUGAGAUUUUGUGGAGAGACUGGGAAGAUCUCUCUGCCUGCAACCCAGACCUGAACCCAGAGAGUGGGUCUCUGUUUGAAUUCAGAGUAAUGUCUUACAACAUUCUGGCCCAGGACCUGAUUGAGCAGUGCCCUCAUCUUUACAUGCAUUGCCAUCCGGAUACCCUAAACUGGAGCUAUCGUCUUGCAAAUCUCUUACAGGAGAUCCAGCACUGGGAUCCUGAUAUUCUCUGUCUCCAAGAAGUUCAAGAGAAUCAUUAUUGGGAGCAGUUGGAGCCAACGCUGAUGAUGAUGGGCUUUACCUGUAUCUACAAGCGGCGGACAGGAAGAAAGACAGAUGGUUGUGCAAUCUGUUACAAGCAGAAUAAAUUCCAACUGAUCAGUGCUAGCCCUGUUGAAUACUUCCGGCCUGGUUUGGAUAUCCUCAGCAGGGACAAUGUGGGCCUGGUGUUACUACUACAGCCCUUAUUAACAGAAAACCUGGGAGAGAAGGCAAUCAGCCCUUUGUGCGUGGCAAACACUCAUGUAUUGUAUAGUCCCCGUCGGGGAGACAUCAAACUGGCCCAGAUGUCUCUGCUCUUGGCAGAGAUUGACAAAACCGCAAAACUGGCUGAUGGCAGUUACUGCCCCAUCAUCUUAUGUGGGGACAUGAACUCUGUGCCUGACUCACCGCUAUAUAAGUUCAUCCGGAAUGGCCAGUUGUACUAUCAUGGAAUGCCAGCCUGGAAGGUGUCUGGACAGGAAGAAUUCUGUCAGAACCCACACCAACGGAAAUUGCUGUUUCCUCUGUGGCCUGGCUGCCUGGGUAUAACAGAUGACUGCCAGUAUAUCACUCUUUGUCAAAGCAAGAAGUCAGACAGACUUAAAUAUAGUCGUGACUUCCUGCUUCAGUUCCGUUACUGUGAUGUUGCCUGUGAGCGACCUGCAGACUUGAUCCUGUUGGAAGGUGUGACAGAUGCUGUGCCAGACCGUCCUGCAUAUUGGCCUAAAGACCUCACUGUAGAGAACAAAUCUGAUCCAGAACUGGUUUGUUCAAGGUAUCCAGGCAGUAUUCACCAUAGCCUCAACCUGACCUCAGCUUACAACCACUUCCUGCCUGAGAGAGGUUGCCAAGAGAUUACAACCAUGCCAAUGGGAGUGGGAGCCACUGUGGAUUAUAUAUUUUACUCAGCAAUGCCAAUCAAGAAUGAUCAGGAAGAAUAUCGCAGGAUGUACCAAGAUGGAGCCCUAAAGCUGCUUGGCCGCCUCUCCCUUCUCUCUGAGGACAUCCUGUGGUCAGCAAAUGGCUUGCCAAAUCCUUUCUGUUCAUCUGAUCAUCUUUGUCUGCUGGCCAGUUUUGGGCUAGAGAUUCCUGACUUCUAAUCAUGUGCCAGAUCUUCAGGACUCUCUUAAGAGUUGGCCUGAAUGAGAAAAUCAUGCCA